GUUAAACCGAUCACAUUGGCGCGCACCGGAAGCAUCGUAAGGCGUGGGUCGGCAUUGUUCAAGACGUCUAGGAGCCACGCGGUGAGUUGAACUAGAAAGACUAGUUGCGAUAUAUACAAACACCAAUAACUAUGGGAGACCGUGAAAACGAACAAUUCAGGAAGCUUUUUAUUGGUGGUCUGAGCUAUGAUACCACCGAAGACAGCCUAAAGAGUCAUUUUGAACAAUGGGGAGAAGUAAUCGACUGCGUGGUCAUGAAAGACGCGAACACCAAACGUUCAAGAGGUUUUGGAUUCAUCACAUAUAAGAAUCCCGAUCAGCUGAAUGAUGCACAAAAGAAUCGUCCCCAUAAACUUGAUGGCAGGCAAGUAGAAUCAAAGCGUGCUAUGCCAAGAAAUAAAGAUGGUGGCGAAGGAGAAUCAUCACAAUCGUGCAAGAAAAUGUUUGUUGGUGGGCUUUCCGAGGAUGCUACCGAAGAUCAGAUCCGUGCAGUAUUCGGUGAUUACGGAGAUAUUGAGAAAGUAGACUUGAUCAAAGACAAAAACACCGGCAAAAACAAAAGGUUUUGCUUUGUGACAUUCUAUGACUACGACCCUGUUGAUCAAUGCGUGUUACAAAAGAGGCAUGAUGUAAAUGGUAAAACAGUGGAAGUAAAGAAGGCUGUGCCUAAGGAUCAAGAAGGUGGAAUGGGAGGACGUGGUGGUGGUCGAGGUGGUAUGGGAGGACGCGGUGGUAGUCGAGGUGGAAUGGGAGGGGGAAGAGGAGGAGGUCGAAGUGACUGGGACCAAGGUGGUGGCUACAACCAGCAGGGGGGAUACAAUGACUAUAAUCAAGGCGGUGGUUAUAACCAAGGAGGUGGCGGUGGUGAUUGGAACCAAGGAAGUACCGGGGGUUACGAAAACUACAACAGUGGUUACAACAAUCAAACUCAGAACACCGGUGGAACCUGGGGUGGCAACCAGCAGCAGAGCUUUGGACAAAACUAUGGUGAUAGUUAUGGGGGUGGAGCAAUGCGAGGUGGUGGUGGAGGUGGUGGCUACAAUCAGCAGCGAACAACUCCCUACAACCAGGGUCAAGGGAAUUACAACCGAGGAGGAGGUGGUGGCGGAAAUGGUGGGGGAUACAACAGGCGCUAAGAGUUACAACCGACUUGUCCACUCAUCACAGACUUUAAUAACAUGAGAUCAAUUUGAAUCAUAUACAUACAGAGAGAAAUGAAAACCUUUAUAUUGAGAUUUGUAUCAAUUUCAACAAAAUUUGUUUCUGUUGAGGUGUUUACAAUUCGUUAAUAUGACUGGGUGAGAAGUUAUCAAGGGAGCGAAAUGUUGUGUGGUACUUUUAUGUGACAAUACAUUUUUCAUCGUGACAAUUUCAGGCAUGCUUUAUUAUUAUAAUAGUGUAAAUAUUUGUGUUCAACUUGUGACUCAGACUUGUACAUUGUCAUUCCGUUGUCAUUUUAGUAUCUUGCUGGUCAUGAGCAGCCAUUUUCACUUCAGGUAUUGUGCAUCUACUACACAAAAGGUUAUUCUGUAAUACUUGUACUCAGUACUGAAUGCUAAUUAUCAUUCAAUCCUUGGUGUUGUAAUCAAUAUCUAGGUCGUAAUAUAACAUCAAAUUCAAGUGUUUUUGAAUUUCAUGUUUGGUUGGGACAUGAUUGAUGCAUCAUUGUCCAUUUCAUCAGUAAAUAUUAGUCGUCCCACGAUGACUUUUUUAUUCAUUGUUGUAAUAUCAUUCAUCUUCAUAUUUUUGUACUGUACAUUCAUUUUAGAUGUGAAGUUAUUGACAAGGAAAUUGUAACGAUCAUGUAUUGUGACUUCAAUUUUGGAAUUUAUCUCUGAGUCGCAAUUCACUGUUAAACUUUUUUUUUAUCCAGUGCAAAAAUGCAUAGCUUGGUUUAGAAACAGAUUUUAAACCAAUCUCUGCUCUUUUGAAAGUUUUUUUUAUAAAAUGUUGGCCAACUGAAAUGUAAUUCCUUUCUGUACACCAUUGAUAUUGUAAGCUUUACUUUUCAAGAGGCCUUUUCUUAAAUUUGUUAGGGUUGUUGAUCAAAUUGAGUUUUUAAAUUUGAUGAAAAAUAUUGGCAAUCUUGGGAAUACUGAAAACAUUCUAUAUUUUUCAAUCAUUAUUAUUAACCAUAUUGUGCAUUCUUUGAAUAAAUUAACCUUGUCAUUGGA
Molecule: messenger RNA, 2174 nt
Organism: Mizuhopecten yessoensis (Yesso scallop)
Lineage: Eukaryota; Metazoa; Mollusca; Bivalvia; Pectinida; Pectinidae
Product: heterogeneous nuclear ribonucleoprotein 87F-like
Exons: 1
Coding region: 132-1136 (334 amino acids)
Molecular function (GO): RNA binding
Source: RefSeq, a predicted model, not a curated record